AAGUAAACAGUUCACUUCCGGUGUUGUGUUCCGUAUUGACGACUGUCAAACGCCAGACUUCCUCGGACUUUGUAGUAUGGUUUAAUUCCUCUCUCGGGCCGCCGUCGGUGUGAGGUGAGCGGGCUGUAGGAGUUCCGCAGCCGGACAGGAGGGAUCAUGGUGGGGCUGCUGGUGGUGUUUCUCGGGGGGUUGCUGGAGGUCUGCUGCGGAGUCUCGGCAAACAGAGGGGGUUAUCCCUCUUUUACGGACGAAAUCCCUUUCAAAAUCACCUGGCCGGGCGCUGAAUUCACGCUGCCAGCUACAGGGGGACUGUACAGGGAGGAUGACUUUGUCAUCAUGACAACAACAGAGAAGGAGAAGUAUAAAUGUCUCCUGCCCUCCCUGACAUCUGGAGAUGAGGAUGACGAUAAGGAGUACACUGGGCUCAGUCCGGGGGAACUGCUGGAGCCGCUAUUCAAACGAAGCAGCUGCUCCUACAGAAUUGAGUCAUACUGGACAUAUGAAGUAUGCCAUGGAAAGCAUAUAAGACAGUACCAUGAAGAGAAGGAGACGGGCCAGAAAAUUAGUGUUCAAGAAUACUUCCUGGGGAAUAGGGCACAGAGGAGCGAGUCAACCGAGACAGAUAAAGUUGAAGAGGCAGAACAUGUCAAAUCCGCAGCUGAAAUUGAAGUGCCCUCUAAGAACAUAGAAGGUCAGCUGACUCCCUUCUUCUCGCUGGAGAUGGGAAACGGGACCCCUUGUGUGCUGAAACAGAACGAGGCUCGCUCAACGUCUGUGCUGUACGUCUGUCAUCCAGAGGCCAAGCAUGAAAUCUUGUCCAUCGCUGAGGUCACCACCUGUGAAUAUGAGGUGGUGGUGUUGACGCCGCUGCUUUGCGCACACCCAAAAUACAGGUUCAAGUCCUCCCCGGUGAACGCCAUCUUCUGCCAGGCUGUGGCAGGCUCCCCUUUGCGGCCUCGGCGGCUCACCCAGCUGGAUAAGGAGCAAGAGGAGCAGCUUAAACCGCCUUUCAGCACCACCUCUGGGACCAGAGAGGAGCAGACGCCACCGGUGAGAGAGGAGGCCUUCACCUCCACUCACAAACCCAUGACGGUUGGAGGCCAAUCUCAGGUCACUGUCGGCACCACUCACAUCUCUCGUUUGACGGAUGAUCAGCUGAUCAAGGAGUUCCUUAGUGGCUCGUACUGUCUGCAUGGGGGCGUAGGGUGGUGGAAAUAUGAAUUCUGUUACGGCAAGCAUGUCCAUCAGUACCAUGAGGAUAAAGAGCAGGGAAAGAACACCGUGGUGGUCGGGAACUGGAACGCCAUGGAGCACGGCGAGUGGGCCAAGAACAACGUUGCCCGAUCCUACCAGCUCAAAGAUGAUGGAGUGCAGAAAGUCAAGUUGGUUUCCCACUUUUAUGGCCACGGGGAUGUGUGUGAUCUGACAGGGAAGCCCAGACAGGUCAUUGUCAAGCUCAAAUGUAAGGAGUCUGAGUCUCCCCAUGCUGUCACUGUCUAUAUGCUGGAGCCUCAGACUUGUCAGUACAUCCUUGGGGUUGAGUCCCCGGUCAUAUGCCGGAUUCUUGACACUGCUGAUGAACACGGACUUCUGUCAAUCUCCAGCUAAAUGAACAAAGAUCAUAUGACGGCAACAGGACAUGAAGGACAAGGAGAGAGAGAGAGAGAUGCACUUGAAGAGAGGACAUUUUCAUAAAGCAGAAGCCUGUUUGGUGGAGGAAGAGAGAGAUCCCAUGACACUGCGUGACAACAACAGCCCAAACCAAGGUUAAAGGCUGGACUUCACUUGGCCAGUAGGAGCGCAGCAUCAGACCACGUGCUGAUAUUUGCAACGGGCAAUGCUACAUCCAGCAGGCUGGCUAAGCCUUUGUGAUGACAGUCAAUUGGUGCAGAUGCCUCACUCCACAAGGCCUGUACUCUAUAUGGAUGCUUGACUUUGUGUUGAUUAGUUGAAGCAAAGGAGUUAUCAAUUUUGUGUGUGUGUGUGUGAAUAAGUAGGUGCUUGACUGUCACUUUGUACUUGUAGAUCGGGGGAAGCAAAGUGUGUUUGGCAGCAGUGAGAAUGUGUAUGUUGUUCAUUUACAGGAUGAGUGAGUGUAACUUAUGCAUUAGUGGGUGCAGUGGAAUAGCAACAAAGGUGAAUGGUUGAUUAAAAUUUCCUUUAAGUUUGUUGGAUGUACAGAAUGUCUGUGGCUUUGUCGAUGCACACUGGAAUUCUGAUUAAUACUGUAUCACAGGGAUACAAGCCUUGCAGCAAAGAAUAAAACUAAAACAUGGAAUCUCAA
Molecule: messenger RNA, 2284 nt
Organism: Cyclopterus lumpus (lumpfish)
Lineage: Eukaryota; Metazoa; Chordata; Actinopteri; Perciformes; Cyclopteridae
Gene: erlec1
Product: endoplasmic reticulum lectin 1
Exons: 14
Coding region: 157-1608 (483 amino acids)
Biological process (GO): endoplasmic reticulum unfolded protein response; retrograde protein transport, ER to cytosol
Cellular component (GO): endoplasmic reticulum lumen
Source: RefSeq, a predicted model, not a curated record